AUGACCAAGCUCGGCCUCGAGGCCAAGGACCUGGAGCCGACCCGAACAAUCUUCCACAGCAUCGUUCCCGGCCUCUCCUGCUCUUCGAUCGGCUGGAUCUGGCUCGACGUCCUGUUCGGCAACAACAACCACUUCCGACACGAGCCGAUCUUGUUCGAGUUGGUGGACCUGUCCAGCGCGUACCAUGCGCUGCUGGGCCAGCCCGCGCUCGCCAAGUUCAUGGCGGUCCCCCAGUACGCUUACCUAAAGAUGAAGCUGCCGGACGGCGCCAAGCUGGCCGAGUCGCUGGUCAUAGCCAAGGAACGGCGCCAACUCGACUGGAUCGUCGCCCUGGCCAACGAGACAUCAACCGUGCCGAUCCCGGCCGAGGAGCCGGCUGACGAGGCCUCCUUCAAGCCCUCCAAGGAGACCAAUAAAGUGAAGCUGAACCCGAAAGACCCCAGAUGCAGCAAGUACAUUGUCGUAGGCGCCCGCCUCGACAACAAAUAG
Messenger RNA from Aegilops tauschii subsp. strangulata, 489 nucleotides. RefSeq lists its product as uncharacterized. NCBI's taxonomy places the organism in Eukaryota, Viridiplantae, Streptophyta, Magnoliopsida, Poales, Poaceae. The record is from RefSeq and is a predicted model, not a curated record.